Messenger RNA from Gongylonema pulchrum, 930 nucleotides. The record is from the annotation of a GenBank genome assembly. Lineage: Eukaryota; Metazoa; Nematoda; Chromadorea; Rhabditida; Gongylonematidae.
AUGCAGCUACGCCGCGCAGCAGAUCCCGGUUAUCGAGAGAGGGAAAGAGAACUAAACAGCGAAGCGAUGCACUUGCGCCGUGAAAAUAACCCCGCUUACACAGAAAGAGAAAGAGAAUUGAACACAGCAGCAACGCAGAUACGCCGACAAACCGACACGGACUAUCGAGAGAGAGAGAGAGAGAUGAACACUGCGGCAAUACGGUUUCUUCGAGAUGCCAGUCCACUUUAUCGGGGGCGAGAACGAGGAACAAACAGUACAGCGAUGCAAGUGUGGCGACAGACUGAUGUGGAAUAUAGAACACAGGAACGUAGAGCAAAUUCGGAGGCAAUGAGAAAUCGCAGGCUCACCGAUCCCGCAUACAGGGGAAGGGAAAGAGAAACAAAUAAUACGGCAAUGCGAAACCGGAGGUCCACUCAAGAGACAGUGAGGGAACGAGAACAAAAUGCUCUAAGGAUGCAACGCCGAAGAGAGGUAAUGGAACUGCGAGUUCAGGAACAGACGAGAAGGCAGGAAUCCCGCCAGCAACGCUCAGUUUACAGUACUGCUGUGUUCAGUUAUGAAAAUGUUAUAAAGGAAGGCCCUACUCAGGGCCGGCCCAUGUCCUAUUCGGACAUUUGCAAAUCGUUUGCCAUGCGUUACGACCGACGUGUAGCACGACGACCGGACUACUUGCUUUUCAUGGCAAAGAAAAUUGAACUGCUGAAGCUAUCCAGCAAUAUGUCGGUAUGUCUCCGCAAAAAAAGAAUUUGCAAUCGCACGGAUAUCAAUGCAGCAAAUCUGACCAACAACGAUUUCAUUCACGGACUUGUGCAACACGAUGACGCCUACCAAAAAAGCAAGGGAAAGAAUUACACAUUCCCGUUGAACACUCCGAUUGCUGAGGACAGCAAAGAGAACCUCUCAGAACCACCGCUGCAGACAUUAUGA